Prosopis cineraria is the source of this 658-nucleotide messenger RNA. RefSeq names its product serine/threonine protein phosphatase 2A 55 kDa regulatory subunit B beta isoform-like. The transcript has 5 exons. Gene Ontology annotation, molecular function: protein binding; protein phosphatase regulator activity. Lineage: Eukaryota; Viridiplantae; Streptophyta; Magnoliopsida; Fabales; Fabaceae. Gene Ontology annotation, biological process: peptidyl-serine dephosphorylation. The coding region runs from base 50 to 658 and encodes 202 amino acids. Gene Ontology annotation, cellular component: protein phosphatase type 2A complex; cytosol. The record is from RefSeq and is a predicted model, not a curated record.
UUUACCUGUCAGAAUUGUCUUGCCACGAUAUACCAUAUGCAUUGCAGUCAUGUUUCAGUCCUCUUCUUCUCUGCUACAGUCGAACUUCUAUCAGAUAUUAGGCGAUCGCCCCCCUGCCGACCAAUUUCGCGAGGCAAUUCAGUUCGAGAAGCAUGGUGAUUAUCUUGCCAUUGGAGAUCAAGGAGGACGUGUUGUAAUAUUUGAAAAAGGUGGUGGAAAGAUUAAACUGCAAUAUACUCGAAAAUUUUUGGAGGACCUGGAUUCCGCUCCUGCACGACGUCCUAAAUCUCGGUACCUGUCAGAAUUCCAGAGUCACGAGCCUGAAGUUGAUUGCUUCCGUAAUGUGGAAGUCACAGAGAGGAUUAAGAAAGUGAACUGGUGUAUUGCGCAGAAUGGAUUGCUUCUCAUUCUCUCAGCAAACAAUAAAACAAUUAAAUUAUGGAUGAUUAAGGAACGUAAAGCAGAAAAAAUUGAAGAAGUGGCUCCUCAUCGAUUUUUAACCUCGGAAAACGUUCUAUUAUCUCAUAAGAGAUUCAUGAAUGGGCAAGAAACCCAGUCUUCUUCUAAUGGAUAUCAUUUGGAGUGGAUAGAGAACCUAUAUCGGGAGGAUCCCCCAUCUCAAGACAUUGAUGAUGAUGAUUACAAUUCAUUGGAAUAA